Messenger RNA from Bombyx mori (domestic silkworm), 6922 nucleotides. RefSeq names its product intersectin-2 (gene Dap160). Gene Ontology annotation, biological process: clathrin-dependent synaptic vesicle endocytosis; endosomal transport. The transcript has 26 exons. Gene Ontology annotation, molecular function: calcium ion binding; protein binding; molecular adaptor activity. The record is from RefSeq and is a predicted model, not a curated record. Gene Ontology annotation, cellular component: presynaptic membrane; cytoplasm; intracellular vesicle. The coding region runs from base 163 to 3723 and encodes 1186 amino acids. Lineage: Eukaryota; Metazoa; Arthropoda; Insecta; Lepidoptera; Bombycidae.
AACCAAAUUUCGAUUUUGACAGUUGCACCCAAUCAAAAAAUCAAUACUUUAUCUAGAACUUUGAGGGGUUUUACUCGAUCCUUUUUCAGGAGGAUCAGUCUUAAAUCUAUUCUCUUAGGUCAAACAACAGUUAAAGUUCAAAGAAACGUCUUUAAUUCAGAAAUGAUGGCGGACCCGUGGACUAUACAAGCACAUGAGCAUGCGAAGUUCUCGGAGCACUUUAGAAACCUUGGACCUGUCAAUGGAAAUUUGACGGGCGAACAAGCUAAAAGAUUCAUGUUACAGUCUCAGCUUCCUCCACCGGUCUUGGGACAAAUAUGGUCACUGGCGGACACGAACGCCGACGGUAAGCUGGAUUUGAAGGAGUUCUCUAUAGCUUGCAAGAUUAUAAACUUGAAACUGCGCGGCUUAGAGGUGCCGAAGAUGCUUCCACCAUCUCUGAUCGCCUCUUUAAGCCCCACAGGAGGCCAAUCGCAACAGGUCGUUCCGCCGGCGAAACCAGCCAUUCCGCCCCUGCCCAACAUACCUCCCCAACCUCUGAUCUCCGGUCUAUCGCCCACUCAACCGUCCAACCAGUCGUUGCUCGGUGAUUUCGGCUCCGGUCAGCCGCUGAUCCAACCUUUGGUCCAGCCCGUCAAACCGCCCGUCAGUACGGUGCCGGAUCUGAUCUCCGGCGUGAAGCCGUUGUCGCAAUCCUUGCUAGACUCCCCACCCAUGGCCCCCACUGUUCAGCCGUUGAUUGGCACUGUCCAGCCAUUAAUCGGUCCAGAUCCACUGAUGGGCAGCGUCCAACCCCUGAUUGGCUCCCAGCCACUGGCCGGACCCACGCCCCUAGUGAGCUCACCCCAAACUCUAGUCAAUUCAUCACCAUUAGUCUCGUCACAGCCGAUUAUGUCCAGCCAGCCGUUAAUUAGUGCUUCUACGAUCUCCGCACAACCUCUUGGAACAAUGCAGCCCCUGAUAGGGACCGCUCCACCUAUUAUGGGAGCGACUCAGGCCCUGAUCCAGUCUCCCCCCCUGUCUGGUCCGCAACAACCCGCGCCGGUCACGGCCGCGUCGUUUGGGGGUAGUCCCCCGCACCCGGUGGUCGCAGCUUCGGUUCCCGGACAGCCGGUGACGUCUACGCCGAUCGCGGCUCUGAACAAAGAGGUCAUAUCGAAACCAGGAUCCGUAGUGACGAGUCCCGAAGUCCCGAUGGGAGUGAUGAGCCCCCCUCCCAUGGAGUGGGGGGUGCCGCAGCCACAGAAACUCAAGUACACGCAGCUGUUCAACGCCACUGACCGCGCGAAGACCGGAUCCGUUUCCGGGACGCAGGCGAGGUCCAUCAUGCUGCAGUCCAGACUCCCACAGCAAAGCCUGGCCCAGAUCUGGGCGCUGGCCGAUCUGGACGCCGAUGGGAAAUUGGGCUGCGAAGAGUUCGUCCUGGCGAUGUACCUGUGCGAGAAGGCGACGCAGGGCGAGCCGGUGCCCGCCAGGCUGCCUCCGGAACUGAUCCCGCCUUCCUUCAGGAGGGAAUCGGUUUCGUCCACGAGCAGCGCUAAGUCGUACGAGGAGCGGCGGCGGGAGAACAUGGCGCGCGGACAGGCCGAGCUCGAGCGCCGACGGACGCAGCUGGCCGACGCACAGAUGAAGGAGAAGGCAGAGAGGGAGAGGAAAGAGCGAGAGGAAGCCGAGAAGAGAGAAAAACUCCGUCUGGAGGCCCAGCAGAGGGAGCAGGAGGAGUUACUCCGUAAACAGAAGGAGGAACAGGAAAAACGCGAAGCUGCACGCAAAGAGAUGGAGAGGCAGUGCCAGCUGGAGUGGGAGAAGAAACGGACCAGGGAACUGGAAGCGCUGAGGAGCGAGGAGCAGAGCAAGGUGUUGAGUCUGAAGGCGAAGUGCCAGUCGCUGAGCGCGCAACUCGGCGCCGAGAGCGUCCGCUGCAGCACCCUGGCCGCCAGCAUCCGGGACACCAGGACCGCCGUCGCCGCCGACAAGCGGACCAUAGACGGCAUGAGGUCCGACCGGGACUCCAGCAUGGCGGAGAUGCAGCAGCUGAAGGCGCGAGUCAAGGAGCUCAACGCGAAGCAGAUCGCUUUGAACAAAGAGAAGGCGGAGUUGGACGCCAAGGCUAAAGCCGCAGAGGGCGCUGGUGAGGAUGGGAAACUCAGCAUGAUGGAGGUCACGCUCAAGCAACUCCGGGAGAAGGUGGAGGCCGCCAAAGCUAUCGUUGAAUCGAAGACCGCGGACCUGCAGCACAACGAGGCCCAGCUGGCGGAGCUGAACGCGACGGUAGCGACGCUCAGCGACAAGUGCGAGAAGGUGUGGAAGCUGUACGAGGAGAAACGGAACGAGUACAUCGAGAGGAGGAACACGGCGCCCGCGGAGGGGACCUGGGGCAGCAGCGACGCGGACUGGGGCGCCGCGGACGCCGCGUGGAGCUCCCCCCCGGCCGAGGACGCGUGGGGCGACGCGCCCACCACCACCGCCACGGAGACGGUGCAGACCGCAGCCCCCGGGGGCGAGGGCCCGCAGCCGCCGCGGUGGCGCUGCGUGUACCCGUUCGUGGGGCGCAGCGCCGACGAGCUGAGCGUGCAGCCCGGGGACCUCAUCGUGCCGCGCGCGCCCCCCGCCGCGCCAGAGCCCGGCUGGGCCUGGGGCAGCGCCAGGGGUCAGAGCGGCUGGUUCCCGGAAUCGUACGUGGAGGACCUCAACGCUCCCACCGCGUUCGUCACCGAGGUCAUCGAGACCCUCGAGCCAAAGACGCAGCUUGAAGGGAUAGCGGAGGUACCCGAACAGGAGGCCACCAGCGACCUCGGGGGCGCGCUGCCGGCAGUAGUAGAUCCCGGCCGGACGGUAAGCGAGCCCGUUUCUGUUGAAGACGACGGCGAGUUCUACAUAGCGUCGUACCCGUACAGCUCCUCGGAGCCCGGCGACCUGGUGUUCGAGGCCGGCGAGAGGAUCGAGGUGGUGCGGCGCGACGGCGACUGGUGGACCGGCAGGAUCGGGGCCAGGACCGGCAUAUUCCCCUCGAACUACGUGUCCCGGGAGGCAGCGCCCGCGGCCACCUCGGAGCCCCAGGACUCCGCCCCGGCCGAGGCGUCCCCCGCACCCCCCGCCGCGCCCGAGCAGGAGGACACGUCGCCCCCCAACACAACUCCGCCGAUACCUGCCUCUCAGGACCAGAAGUCCUCGACGCCGAUAUCGUCAGAGGUGGCCAUGAUCACGGACCCCGCGCGGCCCCCCUCCGCCGCGGGGGCGCGCCGCGACUCCGGGCGCGACUCCGUCACCGGCCGCCGCAAGCACGAGAUAGUGCAGGCGCUCGCCAGCUACACCGCCACCAGCCCGGAGCAGCUGAGUCUGAUGAAGGGACAGCUGCUGGUGGUGCGCAAGAAGGCCGACAGCGGCUGGUGGGAGGGCGAGCUGCAGGCCAAGGGCAGGAACCGGCAGGUCGGCUGGUUCCCCGCUUCCUACGUCAAGGUGCUGCAGUCGUCGGGGCGGACCUCGGGCCGCACCACUCCCGUGCUCUCCUCGAAGAUGGACGCUCUACCCACGGAGACGGUCAUCGACAAGGUGGUGGCGCUGUAUCCGUACACGGCUCAAAACGCGGACGAGCUCAGCUUCGAGAAGGACGACAUCAUAGCCGUCACCGACCGCAGCCAGGACCCGGCGUGGUGGCAAGGCGAACUUCGUGGCAUGGUCGGCCUCUUCCCCAGCAAUUACGUUACGAAAUUAGUUAAUUAAUUUAAAUUUAAUGAUGUUUGUUCUGUACCGAACUGAGAGAAUGUCUUCGUUUUUAACUAUGGAGGGUAGAUGUAAGGAGCGCCAUCUUGUAUAGGGGACAAGUUGAAGUCCGCCUGUAAACAGCGAGUUGUUGGAAGACUCACCGAAAUACCGCUAGUGUAGGAAUGAAUGUGAAUAUAGCAGGUUUAAACAAAGCGGAGUGUGCCUGGUAUAUUUAAAAUCUCAACUAUUUAUUUUUACUAGUGAUCGCUCAGUAAACGAAAUUCGACUAUAAUUAAUUGAAAUUAUAAGUUUGAACAUUAUUGUGGUUCUAUUGUCAAAGACUAUUAAAUAAUUCUUCUAUAAUCACAUAUUUCGCCAAGGCUACACUUUAGACAAAUAUUAAUGAAGACAAACAAUAUUAAUCUAUUCUCAAUUUGACCACAAACUUUAAACAAUAACAAAAGUUUGACAAUAAACAUAGAGUUACCUCUUUAAUAUAUUAUGUUUAUAAUAUAUGUAAGCAUUAUGUAAUAUACAUAAUCUUAUAUGUGUUGUGUCAAAUACAUGGUGUGUAAUGAUUUUUAAAAUUGAUUUAACGUAUAUUUUAUGCAUAAUUAAAGAAAAUAUUAACAUUCUGCACUCCUCUAUAUUCUCUAUAAGUGUGGGAAAAUUCAUACUAAACAGAGCGAAGUGUGUCGGGUUGAAAAAAAAUUAUAUUUUUCGUGACUUGCAUAGUUGCAAAAACAUAAUAGUUUAAAAAAAGAAAAAAUGAUUUUAUUGUAAAAAAAAAAGCGUGGGUUGCAUGGUAUUAGUAGUUAUAAAUAUUUUAUGAACAGAUAUGAGUAGAAGGGUUAUUUUGAUAAUAUCCUGAAAAGCACCCCACGCUUUUUUUACAACAAAAUCAUUUUUCUUAUACUAUUUUUAAUUUAAAUUUAUUUUCCAAAUUUUAGUUAUAUUUUCUAUAAAACCGUAUUUUGUUAGUUUUUUUAGACUAUAAUUUAUUUUUCAUUUUUUACUUAAUUUAAUUUCAAUUUUCUCAAUUUUUUUUUAAAUAUUGAAUUGUCAUCGGUCCUUAAUAAGUAUGCAAAGUUUUGAAUUAAUCCGAAGUUUUGAAGGAAGUCAAAAUCAUGUUCAUAGAUUCCGUUACAUACUAACAUACAUACGUCUGAAGCUAAUAAAACCGUAAGCAGUAAUUAAAAUCUGAACUAUUAAUUUUUUUAUUACUCUUCACGUAAGAAGUGUUUCUUUCCUUCUUAAUUUAGUAUCUUACUCUAGUUAUGUAGUUUAAUAAUUAACAGUUUAUAGAGCUGUUUGUAAAAUCCUUCCACUAGCUACUGUGGCGCCAUCUUAAUUGGCUCGCUUUCUAGCGGACACUUUUAGGUAGCUAGCUGCUCGGCUCUGCCCCUGGCAUUGCUGAAGCCCAUGGGCGACGGUAACCCCUCACCCAUCAGGUGGGCCGUAUGCUCGUCUGCAUACAAGGGCAAUAAAAAAAAAUUAAUACACUGAUAUGGCGCUCCUUAAUUCUACACUCUAUGGUUUAUUAUCAUAAAUAAAACAUGCCUGUGUAUGUUUUUUUUUUCUUCGUUUUGAUUUUCUUUCAUACAGCCUUGAAUGAACAAUUUUCAAGUACCUGAAAUAUAUAUAGAUAUGUAGCUAUACAAUUUAAAGGACUUGCAGAGUUUUUUAAUUACUUUGCAACAAAAAAAUGAUAACUUCCACAUUUCUCGGAAAUAAAUAUUAUAUGUAACUAAGUGAUGUUACUAACAUAUAAUUUAUUGAACUACAUAUAAUAUAUUGAAUAAUGGUAUAUGUGCGAAAACAACAUAGUUACGUUUGAUGUAUCGUAAGCGACCUCAAACAUGAGCUUGUCCGUCGUGAGACGCUAUGAGGCGUGUCUCAAUAAUUUACGUCAGCGUUAUAUAAAGAUUAUACCAAUGAUACCAACUAUGCGGUCUAAAAGCUAGUUCCACUAAUGAACCACAACCUCUUCCUUGCAAUCUAUCUUAUUUUUAUGUUAUUGUUGCUAGUAUCUAAAGUGGCUUAAAAGUAGAGUUACUAAUGGUAAAUAGAUUAAAAAAAUAUCACCUAAAUUAGAAGUUGGCGUUUAAAAUGUUUAUUAGAAUUAUUAUCUGCAUUGUUUUAUAAUAUUGUAUAUUCCGCUUAUUGUAUCGAGAGGUGAAAGGUUUUAAAAUUUGGAAUAAAAUAUAUAAAAAAAAACUUCAACUAUUUGAAUGGUAUAAACUUAAUUGAAGUUCAAUUAAAAACAUUGAACUGUUGAUGCUUGUAUUAGAUAAAACAAACCUUUAAUUUCAUAGAUAAAUGUCGCUUAAAUCAAAUAACCUUUCCCCCUUCAAAUUAUUAUCGCGCGUAAUAAAUAAUUGCAUGUUAUAAAAUAUUUAUAUUUUUUUUAAAUGAACACAAAAUGCACAACGUAAUGUAUCGAUAAUGUGAAAAAACUCAGCGAACAAAAAUGUAGUGACUGGCACGACCAUCUUGUUGCGAGUGACAGAUUAAAACAAACACAAAAUGGCGGUGGGCCAUUAAGUGCUCCCAGCUUGAAAAAAUAUAUUUGAAUGUUUUUGUUCAAAACAUAAUAAAUAUAUGCGAUCGGAUUACUUAAUUGGUUACAAUACUAUCAAUUUAGAACUGUCACCGAGAAAAUAAAAAAGUUGAAAUAUAAUAGUAUAGUUUGUUCACUAGCGCGGGAAGGGAACUGCGAAGUCUUGCAGUUUUUUUUUUAAAAACUGAACAAUAAAUGUUAAAGAAAUGGUAUUUCACGAGUUUUUAUAUUAUUAUUGUGUUAUAUUUUAAGGUAUGAGAAUUGCAGAGUGAAACAAAUGGUUUUGUUAUAAUCUGUUUAAUUUUGUUUAUUGUUUCAUUCUUCGAUCGAUUUGUUGAAAUUUUAGGUUAUAUCCUAACGACUUAGAAAUUUUUAUUACCUACAUUCCAGUCGUCACUGAAAUAAAGGUUUGAUUGAUGGUUUUAAGAAGCACAAAUCGAAAGUCGGAUGAUGACACAGUGUUGAAUAGAAACACAAUGUGUUUAUUAGUUUAAUAAGUACAAUAUUAUUAACUCGUUAUAGUCAUGACGACAAGUUACAUAGUUGCAAUUUGUUUAGUGAGCGUACCAAUUGGCUUGUAUGUAUUCGUUAAGAUUUUGUCUCGAAUAUAAUCUAGUUCGGUUUCUUAUUGUAGUAAAUAAAUGUUUACAGCUUAAA